UGAAACCAACCUUAAACUUUUCUUAUCUCCGCCCUAAAGGUAGCCCCGAUUAUUACUGACUUAAGCAUCGAAGUGUCUACCCCGAGUUCCACCUCGGGGCUUUGCAGGUCAUUCCGGAGUGCAAGCGUGGACUGGAGAAGGACUUCUGGUUUGGUGCAAUUACAGUCUUCUUAUUUGUAGGACGGUAAUAAUUGGAUGGACUCACAUGUGGCAUCAUUUUCAGGGAUUGAUCCCUCCUAUUCUUUACCAGAUAAUGUUGCUGUGAUAACUCUCCAGGAGCUUGAAAAUGGAAAAGUGCUCCUUAGGUUGGCACACCUAUACGAGAGUGAAGAGGACAAGGACUAUUCUGUAAUGUCUAGUGUGGAACUGAAAUGGCUGUUUCCAAACAAGAUGAUAAAUAAAGUUACAGAGAUGAGCUUGUCUGGCAACCAAGAAAGGACGGAGAUGGAAAAGAAGAGGUUGGUUUGGAAAGUGGAUCCAAGCUCUGCAGCAGAAGAAGGGAAGGUAGUGCAGAGGGGAGGAGCGGUUGAUCCUGGGAAGCUGGUGGUAGAACUUGCUCCGAUGGAAAUCCGUACUUUUGUCAUUGACUUUGAUUAUCUGAGAGUGUUUGAUGCUUGACACAGAAAAUGUCCGUCUCCUCCUAUACUAUUGUCCGAAUGGUGAAAUCAAUGUGCUGUUGUUUGUAAUAUAGUGCUAUAUGGUAUUAGCAAAAGGAGAGUUGUAUACAUGGAACAUGCCUUUUUCAUGUCCUUUAAAUUGUCCCAAUGGUUAUGAGCUUGAUUUCUAUAUUAAAAAUC
Molecule: messenger RNA, 797 nt
Organism: Rubroshorea leprosula
Lineage: Eukaryota; Viridiplantae; Streptophyta; Magnoliopsida; Malvales; Dipterocarpaceae
Source: the annotation of a GenBank genome assembly